AUCGGUCACGUACAGACGAGGGUGUUUCUGUAAUUACGAGCCACUAUUUCGUCGUAAGGUUGAGACAAUCUGAAGAUCAAAAGACAUUGGCCCGCUGAGGAAGGUGCGAGAUCCAGAAGCAUCAGCGAGCAAACCCUCCGCUUAAAGAAUAAAGGAAAUUAUCUUCUCAGAUCGUCAAUUUCGCGAAGAAAAGAUGUCUUCGGUGUUCAGCGGCGAUGAAACAGCCCCUUUCUUCGGCUUCCUCGGCGCUGCUGCCGCCCUCGUCUUCUCCUGUAUGGGGGCUGCGUAUGGGACAGCGAAGAGCGGGGUGGGAGUGGCGUCGAUGGGCGUGAUGAGGCCGGAGCUGGUGAUGAAGUCGAUCGUGCCGGUGGUCAUGGCGGGAGUGUUGGGUAUAUAUGGUCUCAUCAUCGCCGUGAUCAUCAGCACCGGGAUCAACCCUAAGGCCAAGUCCUAUUACCUCUUCGAUGGCUACGCCCACCUCUCCUCUGGUCUCGCUUGUGGCCUUGCUGGCCUCUCGGCCGGUAUGGCCAUUGGCAUCGUCGGUGACGCUGGUGUCAGAGCAAAUGCACAACAGCCGAAGCUUUUUGUUGGGAUGAUUCUUAUUCUAAUUUUCGCUGAAGCACUGGCCCUCUACGGCCUCAUUGUUGGCAUCAUCCUCUCUUCACGAGCUGGCCAGUCAAGAGCUGACUAAACGUGCACAUUCUACUGGGUGGUUAUCUUGUUUGUUUCUUUUGAGCGAGAAGUGUUUCUUACUGCAGAUUCUUGUUGGCGAGUGUGAUUGUUUUUAUGCAUUAGGGAGUUGCCAUGCUGUGGUGUUAGGAUAUAGUAUUAGAAAUUAGUUUGCCCCUCUUAAUAAAGUUCUACUUUUUUAUC
Messenger RNA from Corylus avellana, 873 nucleotides. RefSeq names its product ATPase, F0/V0 complex, subunit C protein (gene AVA-P2). Lineage: Eukaryota; Viridiplantae; Streptophyta; Magnoliopsida; Fagales; Betulaceae. The record is from RefSeq and is a predicted model, not a curated record. Gene Ontology annotation, biological process: proton transmembrane transport. Gene Ontology annotation, cellular component: proton-transporting V-type ATPase, V0 domain. Gene Ontology annotation, molecular function: proton-transporting ATPase activity, rotational mechanism.